UUGGGUUUCUUUCUUUCUUUCUUUUUUUUCUCCCUAAGCCGCUUUUCACAUCUGUAGUGGUUUUUCCCCACUUGUCCAGGGGAGGGGGGGCAAAGGAGAAAAGCCGGAGAAUGUCGUCCCAGGCCGUGGGGAACCAGACCAUCUCCGGGGCCACAGAUGACUACUCCAACUGGUACAUCGACGAGCCCCAGGGCGACCAGGAGCUCCAGCCAGAGGGAGUGGGGCCCGUCUGCCACCCCAGCGUGCUGUCGGGUCUCCUCCACGCCUGCCUGGCCCUGCUGUCGAUCCUUGUGCUGCUGCUGCUGGCUGUGCUUGUGAGGGGCCGCUGGCUCUGGGCUCGCUGUGGGCAUGGGGGGCUGGGACUGCCCAGCCCCGUAGAUUUCUUGGCGGGACACACGACCUGGACCGUGCCUGCGGCUGUCUUUGUGGUCCUCUUCAGCUCCUUGUGUUUGCUGCUCCCUGCCGAGGACCCGCUGCCCUUCCUGACCUUGGCCUCGCCCCCCAGCCGAGAUGGAGAAACUGAGGCUCCAAGAGGGCCUUGGAAGAUACUCGCCCUGCUCUAUUACCCUGCCCUCUACUACCCUCUGGCCGCGUGUGCCCCCGUCAGGCACGGAUCCGCGCACCUGCUCGGCAGCAUGCUGUCCUGGGCUCACUUUGGAGUCCAGAUCUGGCAGAGGGCAGAGUGUCCUCAGUCACCCAAGGUCUACAAGUACUACUCCCUGCUGGCCUCCCUGCCUCUGCUUCUGGGUCUCGGAUUCCUGAGCCUUUGGUACCCCGUGCAACUGGUGAGAAGCUUCAGGAACGCGGCAGGAGCAGGCUCAGAGGGGCUACAGAGCAGCUACUAUGAGGAAUAUCUGAGGACCCUUCUUUGCCGGAAGGAGCUGGAAAGCGGCUCCCACACCUCCAAGCACGGCUUCCGAUCCUGGGCCUGGAUCUGUUACAGAAACUACAUCUAUGCUCCACAACGAGGAUUCCGACUCCCUCUGAUGCUGGUGCUUUCAGCCACCUUGACAGGGACAGCCAUCUACCAGGUGGCCCUGCUGCUGCUGGUGGGCGUGGUACCCACCAUCCAGAAGGUGAGGGCGGGAAUCAACACGGACGUCUCCUACCUACUGGCUGGCUUCGGGAUCGUGCUUUCAGAGGACAGGCAGGAGGUGGUGGGGCUGGUGAAGCAUCACCUGUGGGCUCUGGAAGUUUGCUACAUCGCGGCCUUGGUCCUGUCCUGCUCCCUCACCUCCCUCAUGCUGAUCCGCUCGCUGGUCACACACAGGGCCAACCUGCAAGCUCUACACCGAGGGGCUGCCCUGGACCUGGGCCCCCUGCCCCGGAGCCCCCAGCCCUCCCGCCAGGCCAUAUUCUGUUGGAUGAGCUUCAGCGCCUACCAGACGGCUUUUACCUGCCUUGGGCUCCUGGUGCAGCAGAUUAUCUUCUUCCUGGGGACCGUGACCCUUGCCUUCCUGGUGGUCAUGCCCGUGCUCCAUGGCAGGAACCUUCUGCUCCUCCGGUCCUUGGAGUCUUCCUGGCACUUCUGGCUGACCUUGGCCCUGGCUGUGGUCCUACAGAAAAUGGCAGCCCACUGGGUCUUCUUGGAGACUCACCAUGGACACCCAGAGCUUACUAACCGGCGAGUGCUGUACGCAGCCACUUUCUUUCUCUUCCUCGUCAAUGUGCUGGCGGGCGUCAUGGUGGCUGCCUGGCGCGUGCUCCUGUCCGCGCUCUACAAUGCCGUGCACCUGGGCCAGAUGGAUCUCAGCCUGCUGCCGUCCCGAGCGGCCACUCUCGACCCCGGCUACCACACAUACUGCGGCUUCCUGAAGAUCGAGGCCAGCCAGUCGCAUCCGGCCACGACAGCCUUCUGUGCCCUGCUUCUAAAGAGCCGGCGGGCCCAGCCUCCUCGGGCCCCCCAGGACGGCCUCAGACAGGGGGAGGAAGAAGAAGGGAUACAGCUGCUGCACACCAAGGACCCCAUGGCCAGGGGAACAGGGCCCAGCGCCCGCCAAAGCAGAGCCCGCUGGGGGCUGGCCUACACGCUGCUGAACAAUCCGGCCCUGCAGGCCUUCCGGAAGAGGGCCCUGUCGGGGGCCUAGGUCCACAGAGCCCAGCCCUGAGGGUGGGGAAGCCGGGUGUCCAUGUCUGUGCUGGGGUGCUUCCCCUCCUCCCAACCCCCUCCCUCCCAGCUCCCCCAGCAGCCUCCCAGCCGCAUGGCCUCUCUACGUAGGGGCAGCUCGGCCCGCAAGUUCCCUGACCAGCUACAGCCACCCCAGCACCAGAAGCCAGGGGGCGCUGUGGCGGGGUGGAGGUCAGCCCUUGGCCUCUUGGGAGGACUCUGGUCUGCCCCCUUGGCCUUGGGAAGCCAGCGAGGGCCCUGGAGGAAGUACUGUGUGGUUUAGGCCCUUGGUCUGGGCAUCAGGGGAACUGGGGCGGCCACCUCCAGGCCCCUCCCCACGCUGGCUGGGCCACCGGCUCACGCAACCUUCUGACCGGGUCAGUGAGUCAGGCCAGAGGAGCCUCACGCCCAGCUCAGCCCCACCUCAGCCUUGGAUUCACCACCACGGACCCAGACGCAGAGUUCCCUCUCUCCCGCAGCUUCCCCCUCUCCUCUCCGGGUCGUGGCUUCCUGCGCGGCAGCCCAGGAGGAAGCCAUGGGCUUCCACCAGGCCGCAGAGUCAGGGCUUCCACCAGGCCCCACGCCCAACUGGCCACACUUGAGAGCCUGGUAUUUUGGCAGUUGGCAUGCCUUUAGACAUUAUGAAAGAGGGUAGUGUGCUCCCUGUAAUAAACUUGUCCCCAAGAAACAGUCCUUCUCAGGGGGUGGGCUAUGUGGGGGAAACCUG
This is a messenger RNA of Ailuropoda melanoleuca (giant panda), 2834 nucleotides long. RefSeq names its product signaling receptor and transporter of retinol STRA6 (gene STRA6). The record is from RefSeq and is a predicted model, not a curated record. The coding region runs from base 111 to 2087 and encodes 658 amino acids. Gene Ontology annotation, cellular component: plasma membrane. Gene Ontology annotation, biological process: vitamin A import into cell. The transcript is spliced from 18 exons. Lineage: Eukaryota; Metazoa; Chordata; Mammalia; Carnivora; Ursidae. Gene Ontology annotation, molecular function: signaling receptor activity; retinol transmembrane transporter activity.